Suillus subalutaceus is the source of this 1282-nucleotide messenger RNA. RefSeq lists its product as uncharacterized. The transcript has 12 exons. Lineage: Eukaryota; Fungi; Basidiomycota; Agaricomycetes; Boletales; Suillaceae. The record is from RefSeq and is a predicted model, not a curated record. The coding region runs from base 84 to 1229 and encodes 381 amino acids.
UUCGGGAUUGACAAUCCUAAAACUUUCCCUGAAGCACUGCACAACCUGACUGACUUGUCUUUAACUGCCGUUUCCGUAGAUUGAUGGCGCAUUCACCAGUGAAUGAAACAAUGCAGGCGAUCAUUCAGGACUAUACAGAAACCGAAGAUGAGAAAUCGGUGAAACUCAACAUAGUACUCAGAUCGAAUUUAUCUGGAAAGGCCGCAAGGGGAUCCAACCGCUAUCUUACUCCUCUCGGCUUUAUCAUUAACCUGGUUGCAUACAACCUCCCUUCAUGGGGUUACACACAUCCAAGUUGCCGGCAUUUUGUCCGAUACGAAGGGGCCAUGACAGCUAUAGGAAUUGAGAUAGUCGGGCUAAUGAUGCUGUUACGGGUAAUUGCAAUGUAUAGACAUCAACGAGCUGCCAUUGUACUUGCGGUAUUUUACUUCUGGCUUGGAUUGCAAUACUCAUUUUUCGCACACGACAAUCUUACUCACGUUUUCACAGCUUGCACCAUGGUGUUCAAUUCGUAUGUGAGUUCUGAAACACUUUCUAGCGGCAGUAUUGCUUCGGCUUCAGCUUGGUUGCCUCUCCUCUACGACACGUAUGUCUUUGGGUUGACAUUGCACCGCACGCUUCCUUCGAUCCGCAACAAAGAGACGAGUCAUGUUAUUCGUACUCUCUUCGCAGACGGGUUACUGUACUACAGCGCUAUCUGCACUGUAAAUCUGGUGUUGACAAUCAUGAUAAUUAGAGCUCAAGAGGGGGUGAAAAAUAUUGCCGCACAACUCGAGCUUCUCCUGACCAUUUCCGGUCAACAGGUCACAAUGAUGUCAAGGAUCACUUUGAACCUCAGGAAGGAAGCGUCUUACGGACCUAGUCGCCUUCACUUGCAAGCGGAAAGUAUUAUAAUGUCUACACUUAAUCAUGCCAUAUCAACACCCUCAGGGGGAGUUGUCGUUCUCAACCGAUUGCCAUCACAAUCUGUCCCCUCCGCGGCGCGCGUUGGGUCGAGCAGCCGUGCGCGAUCUGGCUCUACAAGUUCUCUUCCCUCCCCUGUGCAAGCCAUCACUUUCGCAGAGAAUCCAUCAAUCUCCGCUACCCGGCCUCAUUUAAAUGCAAUAUAUUCUACUACCAAAAUCUCAGACACUCAAAAUCCCGUAGAUGCCAGUCCAGUUAUCGAGCAUGCCGAGUACUGGUCUUCAACCUCAAAUUCCAACCAGUGGAAUACUGCUGACGUUGUAUGAUCUAAAUCACAUUGCUGCUCUACCUAGUCCGUAGUUGUGUGUAUUAUUUUAGA